AUGUUCUUGUAUCAGGAGUACACUAAUGGAAGUGUCCUCACUCGCGCCACUCAAGAUAUAAACCAGUAUUUCCCUCAGAAUAACUUCACUGCUUCUUGGGUCUUUGUCGUCACUUGGAAAUAUGGACCACAGCAAAACCCGGCAAUCCUGUUUCAAGUGGUUUUGAUAUCAGAUGGCUAUUUUUCUUUCUUUCUGAUGAAUUAUGGUGACUGCGCUGUACUUUAUGAACAAGUGGAGGCUGGAUAUGACACAAUAAACUCCAUAUACAACUUUGUAAUUCCCGAUUCAACUAACGGCAACUACCAAAACCUGAAGAACACGACUAACGUAAAUGUUUCUGGUCGUUGGGCAUUCAUCGCAAGCAAUGAAUCAGCGCCAGCAAUAUUUUAUCCAUUUGGCUCAGCAGCAGGAGACACUGAACAUUUUGAAAAUGGUGGUGAAAGCUACUAUUCUGUUGGUCUUUCAACUCCAUUUAAGUUCUUCGGCCGAACAUACAACCAGAUAUAUGUCAAUUAUAAUGGACUCCUUACGUUCAACGUCCCUUCAGUGUCAGGACCAUACAAUCCCACCAGAGGAGCUGAAGAUUUCAUUGCUGCGCUCUGGAAUGACUUUGAUGACUAUUACAGUGGUGUGAUCUCAUAUCAGCAGUACACCAGUGGAAGCGUCCUCAGUCGCGCCUCUCAGGAUAUCAACCAGUAUUUCUCUCAAGCGAACAUCAAUGUUAAUUGGGUCUUUGUCGUCACUUGGAGAUAUGGAUCUCAGCCAAACCCGGCAAUCCUGUUUCAAGUAGUUUUAAUUUCAGGUAGUGGUCAGUCUUACUUUCUGAUGAAUUAUGGUGACUGCGGUAUGUUAUAUGAACAAGUGGAGGCUGGAUAUGACACAAUAAACUCCAUAAGCCACUUUGUAAUCCCUGAAUCAUCUAAUGGCAACUACCAAAGCCUGAAGAACACGACUAAUGUAAAUGUUCCUGGUCGCUGGACAUUUAGUGCAUGGGCAGCACCAGCAAUAUUCUAUCAGUUCGGCUCAGCAGCAGGAGACACUGAAUAUUCGUAUAAUCCAGAUGAAGGCUAUUUAUUAAUUCCCUUCUCCAUUCCAUAUACAUUCUUUAACCACACAUACAACAGCUUAUAUGUUCAUUUUAAUGGACUCAUUACUUUCAACCAACCAGAACCAGCAUCUGGACCUAACUAUAAUCCCAGCAGAGGAGCUGAAGAUUUCAUCGCUCCGCUCUGGAGUGACCUUGAUGACAUGGGAUUGACAGGCAUGUUCUCGUAUCAGCAGUACACAAAUGGAAGUGUCCUCACUCGUGCCACUCAGGACAUCAACCAGUAUUUCCCUCAGAAUGACUUUGUUGCUUCUUGGGUCUUUGUCGUCACUUGGAAUUUUUUCUCUUUUCAGGCAAUCCUGUUUCAAGUGGUUUUGAUAUCAGAUGGCUAUUUUUCUUUCUUUCUGAUGAAUUAUGGUGACUGCGCUGUACUUUAUGAACAAGUGGAGGCUGGAUAUAACACAAUAAAUUCUAUAUACAACUUUGUAAUUCCCGAUUCAACUAAUGGCAACUACCAGAACCUGAAGAACACGACUAAUGUAAAUGUUCCUGGUCGUUGGGCAUUCAUGGCUGGAUCAGGUAGGAAAAAUGUUGUAGGACUUCAAGUGAGACUUCAGUCAUUUUCAGACCUAACAAAGAAUGAAGACAUUGAGACUGUUUUGCAGCAACCAGGCCACAAACACUCCAUUAACAACAUCUGCACCAACAACAGGUCUCAACUUAUUACAUGA
This is a messenger RNA of Carassius gibelio (silver crucian carp), 1776 nucleotides long. RefSeq lists its product as uncharacterized. NCBI's taxonomy places the organism in Eukaryota, Metazoa, Chordata, Actinopteri, Cypriniformes, Cyprinidae. The transcript is spliced from 13 exons. Bases 1 to 1776 code for a protein of 591 amino acids. Gene Ontology annotation, biological process: cell-matrix adhesion. The record is from RefSeq and is a predicted model, not a curated record.